Molecule: messenger RNA, 755 nt
Organism: Carassius carassius (crucian carp)
Lineage: Eukaryota; Metazoa; Chordata; Actinopteri; Cypriniformes; Cyprinidae
Gene: xgb
Product: x globin
Exons: 5
Coding region: 153-755 (200 amino acids)
Molecular function (GO): oxygen binding; heme binding
Source: RefSeq, a predicted model, not a curated record
UUCUGAGAGGUUCGAGGUCUGACUCUGAUCAGUCAUGGAGAAGCAGAGCCUCUCAGACAGCUAGAGACACGACUUACCCGAGCAGCUGACAGACAGACAGACAGCUGACAGCAGGUUGAUCUGAGAGCCGAGGGAGCUGUGCUCGUGUCAGGAUGGGCUGCGCGAUCUCUGGAUCCGGAGUGACUCCCAGAUCAGCAGAGAGCAGAAACACUGAGGACGAAGCUCCAGCGAGACUCACUCCGGAUCACAUCCAGCUCAUCAAAGAGUCCUGGAGAGUCAUCCAGGAGGACAUCGCCAAAGUGGGAAUAAUCAUGUUUGUCCGGUUGUUUGAGACUCAUCCUGAGUGUAAGGACGUCUUCUUCUUGUUUCGGGACGUGGAGGAUCUGGAGAAAUUACGCACAAGCAGAGAGCUCCGCGCACACGGCCUGCGCGUGAUGUCGUUCAUCGAGAAGAGCGUGGCCAGACUCGAUCAGCUCGAGCGCUUAGAGACUCUGGCGCGGGAACUCGGCAAGAGCCACUUCCGCUACAACGCGCCGCCCAAGUACUACGGGUAUGUAGGAGCGGAGUUCAUCUGCGCUGUUCGGCCGGUUCUGAAGGACAGAUGGACAGAUGAACUGGAGCAGGCCUGGAAGACACUGUUCCAGUACGUGACGGGGAUCAUGAAGGACUCUUAUCUGGAGGAAGAACGGAGCAGACACAAACACACGCAGACCCCCAGCAGAGAGCGACCAGACAAGACAAACACAGCCAUUUAA